AUGGCUAGCAGCAACCGCCGAAAAACUAAACGACUCAAGGGCAAGGCGAGGAAAGAAGCCCAAAAAGCUGCUGCUGCCUCCGCGAAUACCCCUGCGGAUACCUAUCGCAUCAAUGUUGGAGAGUUUGUGCCCAUGGCAGAAGCCAUUGCGAAGAAAGUCCCCAAGGUCGAGGUCCCUGGAGCGCUCAGCAAACUGUUCGAUCGUGCCAUCCAGGCUCGAGAAAAGGCGGCAACUUUGUUCAAACAAUCGCAUAGCGACACGGUCCUAGACGAGAGCAAUCAGACCCAUGCUCACUUCGUCGAAAUUCUUAGAAAUGCUGCUGAUAUCCUUCAGCCGCUGGUUAAAGAGUCUGUGCCUCGUGCUCAAAGGAAGGAGCCAAGUCAAAAGUCCGACGUUGACACCCUGCGAGAGAUGAAGAAUACUUUCUCCAGUCUCUCGGUGGACCCUGAAAAUGCUGCUGAAGAGGCUGAGCCUGAGGAUGAGCUUGGGGAGGAGCCUGCCUCCAGACCAGAUGACUCGAUGGAAUCGCUACCUCCUGUGAACCCUGUUGAAAUCCAGCAAGACGAGUCGGAAAUCGAAUCCGAGUUCUUCUUCGCUAUCCAGUCGUUCAUUACCAACAUACAUGAGCUCCGCGACAUUGUUCAAGAAGUCUGGUUUUCAUACAAGGACGGCAAAAUCGACUUGGUGAACGCUUCUGUCAUCGCGAACACAGCUAUCGACUUGGUGCGGCACGCUGAGUCUGAAUUUGAUCUAACGCUUGUACGCCCAAAGAUGUACCCUCAGAAGAAUUUUCCCGUAUGGGUACUACCAGCUCUUUUGUUGAUCAGUCAGCAUCCGGACAUCAUCGGCCCAUCCGAUUUUAUGGACUUCCUGUUUCCCAGUGGCCUUAUGAUGCCUGGCUCUCAUGCGUGCUCACAAGUUUACUGGUGUAUGUGGCCAGUUUAUGCCGGCCUAAAAUACUACCUGGAGGCGAUUAGGAUUUCGAAGAAGCCUAAAACGGAUAUUCCCAUCGUUGCGAAAUCUGCUUUUAAUCCAGUCGGUGGCGUCCACAAAGAUACCUACCGCACGCUUGAACUGGCCCGGAUGUUCCGACACACUACUUCGCGCCAUGACGAGACAAUAGCCAUGGACGAAGUCUCUCGCGGUAUGGCGCAUAUGUUCAAACAUCGCCAGAUCCCUAUUUGGACUACUUUCGGAAUACAAAUACUGCUCGACAUACAAGACAUUCUAACUAAAGACCAUCUGCACGAUCCGUUCGAUGAGCUGACUGUGCGCGUAGAUCGGGAGGUGGCCAUGAAAGAGGCGCUGGAGCGUAGCUGGAUACAACGCUUCCCGUCUAUUGGACAUGCAGCAGAUGUUCGAAAGGACAUGGCCACGGACCUUACCUAUACCAAAGCAGUCGCGGAUGAUCCAUGCGAAACCCUGAAGCCCAAUCCGAUUCGAUGUGGACUCUUGAUGUACGACGCUUAUCUGCAACUCAACACCUCAGGUUAUCAGCUAGAACGCGCGUUGGGUCAGAUUUGCAUGAUGACACACUUAUACGUUGCCACCAAGCUAUUGCAUCCUGAUUGCCCUGUAUGGCCGGAUAUGGAGUACCUCAUCCACCAGCAAGACGAAACGAGGCUUUUCUUCGGUGGUGCCCCCCCAGACUCUCGUAUCCUGGCUCCGAUCUUCCUGGAGCGAAGUUUUGGAUGGGCGACUACCGACGCAGCUGUUGACGAUAAAGUCAGACAACUCAACAACACCCUUCGAUCGGAAACAGAGCUGGUCCGCCUAGCCAAAAAAUUCAACAGAGAGCGCGACAAUGUAUGGUGGACACUAGCAAGCCGUCGCUGGCGCCCAUACAUCGAAGAGCACUCCGCGAACGAUAACGGCCCCACCGCCCUCCUCCGCGACCUUAUUCCCUGGCUUGAAGGCGAUGCCAUGGACCUCUACUUCAGCUGGCAAGCUCUGCAAGACCAAUGCGCAAAAGUUUGGCACCACCUCGUACGCUCCCUCUCCACAGAGCCCUCCUGGGACAACAAGUGGAGCCAAGAUCCACGGAUGGGUAUUUAUAUCCUGGAAGACGCCGCCGCUGACGAGGAGCACUGGGGCUGCAUAGCAAAAGACGACAAAGCCUUUGCAUCUCCUUUGCGAAAAGCACACGACGCGAUCCAAAAGGUCAUCUUCGAAGUCCAGGAAGAACCCCAAACCGCCCUCGGUAUCUUCGACAGAGACCCAAGAACAUCUGCUGAUAUCGCAACUCGCGGCGGCGACGUCUGCCUCGCACGCCUUGCAAAAGAAAACAAAGACUUCACCCUCUCCGUCGGAAGCGGAGCCCACUACGAUCCCCUCGACCUCUACAAAAACUGGCCCCCGGAAAAAUUCAUAUACUCGCACGUCGCCCAAUGCAUUCUCAACUUCGGCCGUGAAACGAGGGAAGCAGACGAGAAGAAGGCGGCGGAAAGCACGCGUGUGUACGAUGCUGAAGAUGGAUCACACUUUGGUAUCGGAUGA
Messenger RNA from Alternaria arbusti, 2496 nucleotides. RefSeq lists its product as uncharacterized. The record is from RefSeq and is a predicted model, not a curated record. Lineage: Eukaryota; Fungi; Ascomycota; Dothideomycetes; Pleosporales; Pleosporaceae. Bases 1 to 2496 code for a protein of 831 amino acids. The transcript has 7 exons.